This is a messenger RNA of Malus domestica (apple), 1660 nucleotides long. RefSeq lists its product as uncharacterized. The record is from RefSeq and is a predicted model, not a curated record. Lineage: Eukaryota; Viridiplantae; Streptophyta; Magnoliopsida; Rosales; Rosaceae. Gene Ontology annotation, molecular function: protein dimerization activity.
CCUCCAGCCAAUCAAGCGCACAUGGAGCACUAAAGGUGUAAGUUUGUGCAGUGAUGGGUGGACAGAUGCACAAAGGAGACCACUUAUUAAUAUUAUGGCAACUUGUGAAAGUGGGCCUAUGUUCUUGAGGGCAAUUAAUUGUGAAGGUGAAUAUAAAGACAAGUAUUGUAUUGCCAACUUCCUUACAGAAGCUAUUAAAGAAAUUGGUCAUGAAAAUGUUGUUCAAGUGAUCACUAACAAUGCUCCUGUCUGUAGAGUUGCUGAGCUACUUAUUGAGGCCCACUAUCCCCAUAUCUUUUGGACACCCUGUGUUGUUCACACUCUUAAUCUUGCUUUGAAGAGUAUAUGCUCUCCGAAACAAACAGAUGUUUCGUAUGAUGACUGCAAUUGGAUUUCAACUAUUGCAAGUGAUGUUUGGUCCAUAAAAUUUUUUAUUAUGAACCAUAGCAUGAGAUUGUCUAUGUUUAAUGAACAUUGCAAACUAAAGUUGCUCUCCAUUGCCGAAACAAGAUUUGCUUCCACACUUGUGAUGCUUAGAAGAUUUAAGGAAGUAAAGGAAGGUUUACAACAAAUGGUGAUUAGCCCAAAUUGGGCUUUGUACAAAGAAGAUGAUUUGGUUAAAGCAAUGACGGUGAAGCAAAAAAUAUUGGAUGAGUACUUUUGGGAGAAGAUUGAUUAUAUUCUUUUCUUUACAGCUCCAAUAUAUGAGGUUAUUAGAAUGGCUGACACAGAUAAACCUUGUCUUCAUUUGGUGUAUGAGUGGUGGGAUGCUAUGAUUGAAAAGGUGAAAGCUGCUAUCUACAGGAAUGAGCGCAAGGCAUUACAUGAAAAAAGCAGCUUUUUUGAUGCGGUGUAUCGCAUUUUAUUAGAGCGAUGGACUAAAAGUAGCACACCACUUCAUUGUUUGGCGCAUUCAUUAAAUCCAAGGUAUUAUAGUUCAGAAUGGCUCCAAGAAGACCCUAGUCGGGUUGCUCUACACCGAGAUGUUGAGCUUACAACUGAAAGGAAAAAGUGUUUUGAGAGAUACUUUUCCAAUGAGGAAAUUAGAAGAAGUAUCAAUGUGGAGUAUGCCUCUUUCUCUAUGUGCUUGAAUGACUUUGGAGCUAUUGAUUCUAUGAAUGAUAGGUUUCAUUUGGAACCAGUAAUGUGGUGGAUUGUCCAUGGAGCUUCUACACCUAGUCUCCAAUCCAUAGCGUUGAAGCUACUUGGACAACCUUGUUCCUCCUCUUGUUGUGAAAGAAAUUGGAGCACUUACAGUUUUAUUCACUCUCUAAGAAGGAACAAGAUUACACCACAAAGAGCCGAGGAUUUGGUAUUUGUGCAUAAUAAUCUUCGUCUUUUAUCAAGGAAUAACGCAACCUACAAAGAAGGUAUUAGUCAAUUGUGGGAUGUUGGAGGAGAUGGCUUUGAAAACUUGGGUGAAGAAAGUGUCGGGAUGCUUGAUAUUGCUAACCUUUCACUUGAUGAACCGUCAUUGGAGACUACUUUGAUUACUGGAGGAGACAUCAUGAACGUGGAAGUUGAAUGAGACUUUUUUUUUUUUAAUUUCAUUUGGAUGUUCUUUUUACUUUUUCAAGUUUUAAGACUAAUUGCUUGUUGGAUGGACUAUCUUUCUAACAGUUUAGAGUUUAUUGAAUAAUAAAUUUGAAUGCUUAUUUUA